AUGAAGUCUGCACAGCGCACCUCCUCGAGUGCCCUAAUGCCAGCCACCCAGGACUCGGACUCGGCCUCAAUCCGGCCACGAAUGCGCCGCCCGGCUAGCACCCCCGGCCGCAACAACGCCGACACCACCAAGCCAGCCUCGAGAUCGUCGACCUCACUUCAGCCUAGUCCAAAUCUGUCCCCGAGCCGCGGGGCGAGUCCCAUCCCUUCGGCGAGGAUAGGUUCGAGCACGGGACGGAACAAUGGCUCAGCGAUUGGACAGGGCAACGGGGGAGGACGGACGGCCAGCUCGGCCUUCGGCGGUGGAUUUCUGGACAGCUCGUGGGCCCCGAGCUGGGCGUCUGUGCAGGGAUUCGCGGCGUCACUGCUGACCGGGGGCGGCGAUGGCGCGUUCGAGAGCGGCUCGGAUCAGGCAGGAAGCAAGAGUGGGAGCAGGACCAGGAAGCCAAUGCGCAGGACUGUCGAUGGGAAUUCCUCACAUAAGAAGGCUACCGCCUGGGGGCCGGAACCACCGGGAUCGUCGCGGCCGAGGCUGGCGGAUGUGGCGGCGGGUGCCCAGGCGCAGAGACAGGCGGCUCUGAAGGCCCUGAAGACGGCGAGUGUGCUGGAGAGCUACGAGGGUGUUAAUGGCGGGUUGGACGCGAGCGGAAAGUUCAAGAAGAGGAGGUCGGAUGAGGAUCUGAGAGACGCGUCUCGGCCGGACGAGACGGAGGAACACCUUGUUUACAUCCACCACGUCCAAAAAACCGACACGUACGCCGGGAUUGUGCUAAAAUACAGGUGCCGGGAAGAUGCUUUUCGGAAGGCCAAUGGAUUAUGGUCAAGGGACAAUAUCCAGGUACGGAAAUGGUUGGCAAUGCCGGUGGACGCCUGCGAGGUGCGAGGGCGUCCCUGCCAAGGACCGUCGAAUCCAGGGGAACCGGUCGAUCUACUAGCCCCGACACCCGAUGCGAUCGAUCCUUAUGGGGGCCAUGGGCAGCAGGAUGACUUCUUCGCCGCUUCUGCGAACAAGACGUCUGACCAGCGAAAGGCCGAGCAGGAGGGUACUCCCUGGACUCAUGUCCGCUGGGUUACUGUCGACUCAUUUACGACACCAGUCGAAAUCGCCCGGGUACCACGAAAAGCCUUGGGAUACUUCCCCCCAAGGCGGAAGAAGACCUUACAUAGCUCUUCGAGUCUUUCAACCCCACGAGGAUCUUUGGAUGUUCCCAGCAUUAUCCUAGGUUCCGAAGCCAUCGACAGCCCCGGAAGCACCUCUUCUCGAAGACACAGUCUGCUUAGUGGUGGGCAGCAACUUGCCGGGCAGCAAUUUGCCAACGCCUACGGGGGGUCGACGCCGGCUAGUUUAUCAAGGAGUCGCGUCAACAGCGGAGGCGACGAUGUCAGACCGGCAUGGAUGCGCAGACCUGGAGGUGUCGGGUCACUGGGCAAGAACGUGCGUGCACCCGGACCGGACAAGGAUUACUUCAACACCUGGACCAAGAAGCACAUCCCGGGCCUGAACAUCGAGUCUUUCCCAUCUAUGUCCGUGAUGGGAUCCGAGAUCGCCCGCUUCGCCAUCAACGGGGCUGAGCAGGCUGGGAUUGUCGAUAGCCCUUUUGAAGAAGGCCGGGACCUAUCUUCCCCCAGUCGGCAAGGGUCGGGUCUCGACAAAGCUGCUGCGGCCGUCGAAACGUGGCUGCGCGGCGCGUUGGCGAAGCGACCGGGAACGCCGAACUUGGGUCCUCGUGGACGACCGACCCAGCGAGAGGGAGACCUCAUUGAACUCACAGAUACCAACAGCGACGAUGGCAAAGGGGGUCCAUUGAACGGUGCAGCAGAGUUUCCGGAUCUGGGCCUGCCGAGCUCGUCCGCAUAUGGCUCCUCUAGUAGGAGGGCUGGGGAGGGAAGUCCGUUGAAACCACAGAGGGUCCCGCAAAUGCCCAUCUGUAUCGAGUGCCGGCAUCCCGUCAAGACGUUAUGGAGAGAAGGCGCCGGUGACAAGUCGGGCGGCCACAACAUCCGGCUUACAGUCUGCAAGAACUGCGGUCGAUUCUGCGACAAAUAUGUCGAACAUGACUUUGUUGUCUUGUUUAUUGAUCUCGUUUUGAUCAAGCCCCAGGUGUACCGACAUCUCCUCCACAAUACCUUGAUGAAAGACGAGGAUGAAUUCGCCCCGUCUAUCAUCCGCCUGGGCGUUCUCCUACUUCUCUUCGACGUCUACUUGACAUGGGCGCGCAUCGAGAAAUUGUCCACACCUGACGCCGCAUCCCUUACGGCUAGCAACUUUGGCCGCCUUGCGCAGCAGCCCAUCGUAUUCCAAUAUGUCUUCUUCCUCCUCCUCUGCACCCUCUCCACCCUCGCCUUCCACCUCUCGAUCCGCUUCCUAACGUCAAGCCGCUCCUCGCCACUCUCCCUCCUCGGCAUCUUCCGACCGUACUCGCGCCCGAACUCGGUCAGCACGGCGCUGCUCGUCUCCUCGUCGACCAAGCUCUUUCCCAUACUUAUGGUCAUCUGGGAGUACGACGUCCCCGCCGCCGCGCGGUCGCUGGGCUGGGCCGUCGUGGCCAACAACGUCGAGGCCCUCAAGAUCCUGCUCGACUGCGGCUACGGCGUCGCCGCCCUCCUCGCCACCGCCGGCGCCGUCAGCCGCUGGGCGACGGGCCGCGCCGUCCUGUGGGCCGCCGGCCUGGAGGGGCUGGACGGCGGCGGCGAGAGCAGCGUUGCAGAGGACGGGAGGGCGCUGUGGGCACUGGUUCUCUACGUUAAGGAAUGGGCGGGGAGGCUGGCUGUUGGGUAG
Messenger RNA from Phialemonium atrogriseum, 2778 nucleotides. RefSeq names its product Arv1-like family-domain-containing protein. Lineage: Eukaryota; Fungi; Ascomycota; Sordariomycetes; Cephalothecales; Cephalothecaceae. Gene Ontology annotation, cellular component: Golgi apparatus; cortical endoplasmic reticulum. Gene Ontology annotation, biological process: sphingolipid metabolic process; intracellular sterol transport; sterol metabolic process. Bases 1 to 2778 code for a protein of 925 amino acids. The record is from RefSeq and is a predicted model, not a curated record. The transcript is spliced from 5 exons.